Messenger RNA from Penicillium maclennaniae, 4356 nucleotides. Its product is annotated as sister chromatid cohesion factor PDS5. Bases 1 to 4356 code for a protein of 1451 amino acids. Lineage: Eukaryota; Fungi; Ascomycota; Eurotiomycetes; Eurotiales; Aspergillaceae. Gene Ontology annotation, cellular component: nucleus; chromatin. Gene Ontology annotation, biological process: DNA repair; mitotic sister chromatid cohesion. The transcript is spliced from 3 exons. The record is from RefSeq and is a predicted model, not a curated record.
AUGCCGUCGCGCACUCGACCUCCUGCCGACGCAGAUGAGGACUCUGGGCUUCGUGGCCUGUCCUUCAACCAGCCGUUAUCAUGGCGCGUGGGGCGCUCCGCCAUCCCCAUCGCCGAGCUACUCGAACGCCUCCAAACUCUCGCCCAGGAAUUGCGCAAGCUCGAACAGGAAGAAAUUGACAAGGAAACUCUGCGCAAGGUCUCGCAGGAACUAGCCAGUGCGCAUUUGCUUGCCCACAAGGAUAAGGGUGUGCGGGCAUGGGCCACUUGCUGCAUCGUUGAUGUCUUGCGACUCUGCGCGCCGGACGCGCCCUUUACACGGAACCAGCUCAAGGAUAUCUUCACAUGUGUUAUCACGUCCAUUAUCCCCGCACUGGCCGAUCCUUCCAAUGCCUACAAUGCUCAGCACAUCUAUGUCUUGGGCUCUCUCGCCGAGGUCAAGAGUGUGGUUCUCAUGACAGAUCUCGAUCACCCCGACUCGCUCAUCGUUCCCCUUUUCACCAGCUGCUUUGACAUCAUCUCGGGUUCCUCCAAAGCCUCUACUGGCGAGGAAGUCGCGAAGGGCGUCGAAUUUGAUAUGACUCGCCUUUUGGUUACUGUUAUCGACGAAACACCCGUAUUGGCCCCGGAGGUGGUGGAUACCAUUGUGGCACAGUUCUUGCGGGUCGAUCCUCGGGUACUGGACAAUCCCAAGAAAGGCAAGCGCGCGGACGCCCCAAUCGAUGCUAAACAGGACACCCUGUUGCUAAAGGAUUAUCCGCCUGCCUAUAAUAUGGCCAAGGCCAUCUGCCAGGCCUGCCCCGAACGGAUGACCAGCCAUAUCAGCCAGUACUUCAACAAUGUCAUUAUCGAUGCCUCAGCCCAGUCCGGUCCGGCGAAUGGCAAGCACGGCGCCCGGAAGUCAGGCCUGGACGACUCUGACGAGGAGGGGGAAGAUGUCAAGGAGUUGAGCAAAGCGCAUCGUCUCAUUCGAGAACUUUGGCGCGCCUGUCCCGAAGUCCUGCAGAAUGUCAUUCCUCAAAUUGAAGCUGAGCUGUCCGCAGAGUCUGUCGCACUCCGGUUACUCGCUACUCAAACUAUUGGAGAUCUUGCUGCAGGUAUCGGUGUCGCCGGACCCCCUCCCACACCUCCCAUGGACCCAGUAGCAUACCCGCCAGUGACCAUCGAAGAAUACCCGCAGACGAUUCCUCAGCCCAAUGUUCUUCUCACACCCGUCUCACCCAAGCCUUUCUCUCAAGUUCACGUUUCAGCCUAUGAUGCAUUCUUGAGCCGCAGACUGGACAAGACCCCUUCGGUACGUGCUGCGUGGGUCACAGUCGUGGGAAGGAUCCUCCUGACUUCUGCGGGAGGCUCUGGCCUGAGCGAGAACGAGGAGCAGGGCCUUGUUCAAAGCCUCGCAGCUAUGCUUCAAGAUGCCGACGACAAGGUUCGUGUUGCUGCAGUGGAUGCUGUGGGACAAUUUGGCUAUUCCCACAUUAUUCACAAAGUGGGUUUGAAUGGUGGCUGCUCAUCACCCGGCUCAGUGCUUGCAGCUCUCUCGGAGCGACCGAAGGAUCGCAGACAGCAAGUACGCGAGCAUUCGACCAAAGUCCUAGCGCGAAUCUGGGCGGUGGCGGCUGGUGAUAUCGAGCAUAAUACUGAGCCUGUCACAUCUUUACUGAAAGACAUUCCAUCAAGAAUCUUCGAUGCUUUCUACACAAACGAUCAAGAAAUCCAUCUCCUCAUCGAUCGGGUGAUCCAUGAGUCGCUUCUCCCGCUCAACUACCCUCCCAUCAAGUCAAAGCUGUCUCGGAGUGCCUCGAAUCAGUCUCAAAAACAGAAAGAUAGCCAGCCUUCCGAAGAAGAAACUGAUGUUGACAAGAUUCGUGUGCGUCGCAUUCUCACGUUGCUCCGAGGCUUGGAUGAAAAGGCCCGAAAAGUAUUCUUUGUCAUGCUGGCUCGUCAGUUGCAGCUGAGAUCAGCAGUGACAAUGUACUUGGAUGCCUGCGAAAAGUACAAUGGUGGCGUGAUUGAUAAAGACGAAGCUAAUAUCAAGCAAAAAUUAUCGGUCAUCAUUGACUCGUUGUCCAAGCUGUUCCCCGACCCCUCUCGUUCAUCUGCCGACCUCUGGAAAUUCGCCAAGGUCCACGACCGCCGCAGUUAUCAAUUGAUCCGCUUCGCCAUGGCCGCCGCCAGCGAUUAUCGUACUGUGGUCAAGGCCAUCAGAGAGCUCCAGCGACGUGCACAGAGUGCCAACAAUGCCCCACUGCUCGAAACCUUGACGCCGUUGCUUUACAGAUCAGGGUCAAUCAUUUAUAACCGGAGUCACAUUCCUGCCAUCAUGAGUCUCUCACGAACCGAUGAGAAUGGCUUAGCUAAUGCUGCCCACGAGAUGCUGAAGGAGAUCUCUAAUCAGAACCCUGAAGUCCUUGAGGCGCAGGUGCAAGAAAUGUGCAAGGACCUCGAGGCGCAAGCCCCCAAGGCGAACUCCACUGGCGAUGACAGCAAUGAAGACAUUCUCAAAGCUUGCGCUGGCUUUGCUAAGAAGCUUCCGGAAAAGCUUCCCAAGGACCGCAAGUUUUUCCAAGCGCUGACAAGCUAUGCUCUUAACAGCACUUCGCCACGGUCCGCAAAGCAUGCCGUCUCAAUUCUCAUGGCCACAGCUGAUAAAAAGGAGAUGUACGCGAAGGAUCUGGUCCAAAAAUGUGUCAAGAAGUGGGCGUAUGGCUCCGAUCACUUUCUUACUCGCCUUGCUACGUUGUCGCAACUGAACCUGCUCGCUCCGAGGGAAGCUGACGAAGAAAGCGAUGCUAUCAUUUCCAUUGCCAUCAACAAGAUUCUUCUCACCAACCGUUCCCCUGAGACUGAUUCCGGCUAUCUUUGGUCUGACACAACUGACGAGGAAACGCAAGCCAAGGAGUGGGCCCUUAAGAUCAUUGUCAACCGUCUCCGAGCAAAGGACGGAGCGGAUGGUGAAGACGACUUCCGUGCGCAUGCUAAGCCUGUUUAUGAUACCUUGAACAAGCUUGUGGUCGGAGAGGGCGAAUUGUCCAAGAAGAACGAUACCCCGGCGACACAGAAGUCCCGACUGCGGCUUCUUGCGGCCAAGUCUCUGGUCAAGUUAUGUGCUUCCAGCGUUCUUUGUGACUCACUGUUAGCCCCAGCGGACUUCAAUGUAGUUGCCCUGGUCGCUCAGGACCCUCUUCUGGAGGUGCGUGGUGGAUUCGUCAACCAUCUCAAGAAGAAAUUGGUUCAAAAGUCACACCUUGGUCACCGCUGGUACGUUGUUCCUUGCCUGCUUGGUUUCGAGCCGAGCCGAGGCUUCAAGGAGAGCACACUCACCUGGUUGCGAUCCCGUGCCGCGUAUUUCUCUCAAAGGGCCAAGGAAAGUGGAAAGCGCACAGAGCAGAACAUGGUGAUGGAGAUGAUCUUCUCCCGUCUUUUGUCUCUGCUUGCUUACCAUCCUGACUACCCAUCAGACGACCUGGAUGAGUCUACGAAACUCGGGGAUCUCAGCGACUUCUCCCAAUAUAUUCUCUUCUACCUAUCCGCCGUGGCGAAUGAACAGAACAUGUCCUUGAUCUUCCACAUCGCCCAACGUGUCAAGCAAUUCCGGGAUGGCAUUAACAAAUCCGACGAGAUUUCUACCCGUCUCUAUACCCUUUCCGAUCUGGCCCAGGCGGUCAUUCGGCGAUUCGCCGACAUCUACUCCCAACAACACAAAUUUGGCGGCGCCGCCGGCGGGACCAACAUUUUGCAGACCUACCCUGGAAAAAUGGGCGUUCCCAGUUCUCUGUUUGCCAGCAUGCCCAGCCACCGCGAGGCCCAAAGUGUUGCUGAUAAGAACUUCCUUCCCGACGAGAUGGACGAUUUGUUGGAUCGUGUUGUUCGUGCUUCAAUGAAAUCCAAGGGCUCCUCCGGUGGGAACACUUCUGCCAAGAAGCGCAAGCAAGAGUCCCUAGGGCCCAACGGCCACUCGGCAUCGACCAAGAAGGCACGGAAAGAGAAGUCUACCCGUCCGGUCCGCAGGUCCACUUCAUCAGUGGGUGUGAGCAAGGCCCCGAGACGCAAGCGGAAGGAUGGGGAUGACUGGUCAUCCGAUGGUGGUGCGGGAAAUGAUAUUCCCACAUCUGCUCGCCGACGCAGUAGCCGAGGUACUGUAAAGCACGAUGUCAGCUACGCAGACAAGGACAGCGACGAAGAGGACGAAGAAAUGCAGAAGUGGGAUGCAGCCAAGGCCAAAGACGUCGAUGAUGCCGAAGAGGAAGAGGAAGAUGACGAAGUGGAAGCUGAAGGUCAGGAUGAGCAGCAAAAAGACAAUGCCGAAGCCGAUGAUACUAGCGAAAAAGAAAACUCGCCACCACCUCCACCCCCCUAG